Messenger RNA from Coniophora puteana RWD-64-598 SS2, 330 nucleotides. Its product is annotated as reverse transcriptase. The annotation marks the transcript as partial. NCBI's taxonomy places the organism in Eukaryota, Fungi, Basidiomycota, Agaricomycetes, Boletales, Coniophoraceae. The transcript has a single exon. The record is from RefSeq and is a predicted model, not a curated record.
AUACUGGCACUCGCAGCGCUCAAAGGCUGGUACGUCUCUGGCCUCGAUGUGCGGAACGCCUAUCUCUAUGGCGAUCUGGAUGAGGAGAUCUAUAUGGAGGUGCCGAAGGGUUUUCACAAAUCCAACAACUUGCGCAAGGUUUGGCGCUUGCACAAGGCUCUAUACGGGUUGAAGCAAGCUGGUCGCCAAUGGUGGCAGGCUCUUCGGAAAUCCCUAAAAGAGCUAGGCUUCGAACAAAUCCAGUCUGAUGCUGGUGUCUACAAGUUCAAGCAUCGUACUACCAACAUGGUCAUUGCGGUGAUCUACGUUGACGACGCUUUGUUUUUGGGC